Molecule: messenger RNA, 1030 nt
Organism: Durio zibethinus
Lineage: Eukaryota; Viridiplantae; Streptophyta; Magnoliopsida; Malvales; Malvaceae
Source: RefSeq, a predicted model, not a curated record
AAGAAGUAGAAAAUAUCAUGCCAGAAUUUGCUAGAAUCCUCUGUUCGACCAAGAAAUUAAAAUAAAAAAGAAAAACCGAAUCUCCCAACUGAUAAUCAGGAUAUACAUUUUAUCAACGGAGAACGGGAAAGCAAAGUACCAGAUGCCAUGGACCGUAUGGACGCCGAUAUGAUGGAGUCGGAGGGCACCUCUGCCACAGUCACCACGCCACAGCAACAAGGACAAAACGAUGUCGGUAAAGACCUGCUCACAAUGGCUCGUAACCUUAUCGAUGAAGGCAAGCCUUCUCAGGCUCUUCAAGCGGUCGUGAUGGCCAUGAGAACCAGAGGUGGUGAUGAAGCUGUAUUUCAAUCGUUGUACCGUGCUCGUGAAGUGUACAGAACUAGAAUGCAAGAAAACACUGCAGUUGAUCAGCUGGCUUCUUUGUUUGCUGAGUGUGCAAUAGCUGAAGCCCAGCCUUCAAAAGCUGAAUCACUACCAUGCUACCCUAAUGGUCCAUCAGUUGCACCAGAUGCUCAUGGGACUUCUAUUCUUGCUGAAACAGGCAGAAUGCAAAUUGUAUUGGAUGCAUUCUCUGAUGGAAGUAGCUUUAUCUGUUUACAGUGCGGGGGUCUUGUUAGUAAUGAUCGCAAAGAAGAGCACUAUGCAUACUGGUGUGGCAAUAUGUGAUGUGCUGAUACAUGGAAUGUAAAUUUGCUCACUUUAUAGACUUCUUCGAAUGCAUGAACAUGAGACUCGUACUUCUCUUAUUACUCUGUCUGCAUUGUUGAUAUGGGCACAAAUGUUGUUGGUGUACCGUUGACAAUUAGUAGCAAGCCAAUUCGUCAAUCAAAAGUGAAGCAAACCUGGUUCCUUGCUGAGAGUUUGAAUACUGCACUCCUCUAUGACUCCAGUAAUGAAGUUUUUAUUACAGAACAAUGCGAGUUAAAACGUGCUUGAGUGAACAAUGAUGUAGUCAAGUCAUUGUAAUCAUGUCUUAUUGUACCAAAGUUUGGGAAAUGUUACUUUUCUUCUAUUAAAUCUUUCCACA